AUGAUUGAUGUUGUGAGCUUCGAUAGCUACCCUUCUAGGAGAACGGAGGAGCAGAUGAAGAACGAGGUAGAUCCGCUUACGAAGACGAGCGAUAAAGGGCAUCGCUCGCAUUUCAAAUCUUGGCUACUUUCAGCGGUGCAAAACAAAGACAAAUUUGAGGAAAGCAGUCUAGACACUUUCCUAGACUAUAUAUCAGGUCCUGCCGGCCAAGGUAGUCUGUUCCAACAUCAGGUGCGACAUUACGACCCUAAGCAUACUAUGGAUAUUGCCGACAGAUAUUACGACCUUGCCAAAAUUCCCGUCAAGUUGGUUUGA
Messenger RNA from Penicillium cosmopolitanum, 315 nucleotides. RefSeq lists its product as uncharacterized. The record is from RefSeq and is a predicted model, not a curated record. The transcript has a single exon. Bases 1 to 315 code for a protein of 104 amino acids. Lineage: Eukaryota; Fungi; Ascomycota; Eurotiomycetes; Eurotiales; Aspergillaceae.